Hyaloperonospora brassicae is the source of this 1239-nucleotide messenger RNA. Lineage: Eukaryota; Oomycota; Peronosporomycetes; Peronosporales; Peronosporaceae. The record is from the annotation of a GenBank genome assembly.
AUGUUGCGCAUGUUCAACGACGGCGUGGCGAUGAUGCUGCUGUUCCUUGCUGUGUACUUGUUUGCACGCCAACGCUGGCGCUGGGGCUGUGUGCUCUUCAGUCUCGCAGUGUCGAUCAAGAUGAACGUCUUGCUGUUCGCACCGGCACUGUUCUUCUUGUUGCUGCAGUCGUGUGGUAUUCUGCGCACGGCGUGGUACUUAUUGGUCUGCGCAGCUAUUCAGGUUGCGUUGGGCUACCCGUUCCUCAAGCACAACUGGUGGGGCUACGUGAACAGAGCGUUUGACCUCAGCCGCGUGUUUGCGUUCAAGUGGACGGUCAAUUGGCGGUUCCUGGACGAAGCAACGUUCGUGUCGGGCGGAUUCGCACUGCUGUUGCUACUGGGGCACGUGUUCUUCAUGGUACUGCUUCUCGACAAGCACUUUCACAUCGUGGGCACGAUCCGCGCGGUGAUGAUGAAGCCGUUCGCUGUCUACGAGCCAUUCCCCAUCCAGAGUGAGAUCGUCGUGACGUCGCUCUUCGUCAUGAACUUUGUCGGCGUCGUCUUCUCGCGCACGCUGCACUACCAAUUCUACGCAUGGUACUACCCGACGCUGCCGUACCUGCUGUGGUGUUCCGACCUCCCGCUGCUGCUCAAGAUGGCGGCGCUGCUGAACAACGAGUACGCGUUCAACACGUUCCCGUCGACCACCAUGAGCUCGAUCAUGCUGCAGCUCACCAACCUGUUCCUGCUCAUCACGCUGUACCUGAACCAGAAGUCGAACUCGUUCGUGCCGUACCUGGACGCCGAGUCGCGGCUCAAGCUGACCGCCUUCGUGAACGAAGAGUGCUUCGACGGCGCGCGUCAGCUCGCGCUGUACUACGGCAGCGUGACGGAGAAUCUGGCCGACGGGGCGCGAGUCGCGUCCAUUGACGAGCACGAGGUGGUGCUGUCGCUGCCCACGAUGAAGCUGACGCUCGCAGUGGGCUUUGGGAGCAGCGGACCGGUCACGGGCGAGGGCUACGGCCGUCAGGUGCUGACGGAGAUGCUGCGUGAGGCGGGCGCGGGCCUUCGGGCCGGCAACACGAUGGGCAAACUCAUCAGCCGCGAGUACACGAAGGAGAAGGAGCUCGAGCGGCUCGUGAACGCGCUGGACGAGCCGCACGAGCGGACGGACGCGCGCCAGUCGCUGCGGCAGCGGACGACCGCGACAACAGUGACGACGACGACGACGUCGACGAUGACGACGACGAGCGUGUAA